AUGAUAUAAUUUUAUCACUAUGUUUUAAGCCAUUUCUUAAAUAAGCAUCAUAAAGUGAAAAUAGAAUCAGAAACUGUCGUUUCUCUCUUAUUUAUUGUUUACUACUCUUAACUUAUAUGCUUACUAUAAUAAAAUUAGGAAAAUGCUUCGGAUUAUCAAACAUAAAUAAACUUGCUAAAUUUAUUUUAGUAUUAUGGCUAAAUAUGGAGACCUUAUAAUUAUUUAUUCAAAUACAAAGGAUUCAGAUAAUAUGCUUUUAUUAUACCAUCACUUCUGAUAACUUUGAUUAUUGUUGAUUUUUUCUUAUAAUGGAUGGAAGAAGUUAGGAUUAAGAAAACAUAACAAUCAAAGUUAAAGUUUAAAGGAAUUCAUAAUAAUAAUGAAAAAAUACUAUCAAUUAUUUUUCAGGUACAUUUAUACACUAUAUCACUUUAUGAGUUAGAUCUUUUCAUGUUAUCUAUUCGAGAAGCAACAUUAAAUUUACCAGAUUCAAUUUAAAUGCUCACUUUUUCAAUUUUUUUCCUAUUUUGUAAAUUACUGUUUAUACUACUAACUUUGAUGUGUUCAGAAUCAAUUCAUUUUCCAAGUUCUCCUAUUCAUUUUAAUAUUUUGUCAAUUGGAUAAUAUCUUAAUAUGAUUUUAGUGGUUAUAGAUUUAUAUUUAAAUCAUGAAAAAGGAGAUUUGCCAAAAACACUUUCUCUUAUUAUGAAUUUAUUUAUAUUUGGAUUUUAUAUUUAUUAAGAAUGUCAGAAAAAAGUCACUUACUUAAAUACUUUAGUAUUAUUAUUACUCACAUAUUGUUUUUUUAAUAAUUUAUCAUACUUUUUUGUUAUUUAAACUACUUAUAAAGAAUAUAGAAUCGCCUUAUUAUUUGUGUUGUGUCCAUUGUUUCUAAAUCUAAUAGUUCAUUACUCAAAACAUUCAACCAAAAUAAUUUAUGAAAAAAAUAGAACAAUAGAAGAAAUAUUUAAUAACCUUCUUUUACUGAAUGAAAAUUAAUACAAAAAUUUGAAAUCAGAAAAAUUUGAAACUUUAAUGUAUAAAUAAUUAUCUACCUAUAAUAAUGAUCCUUUUCACUCUGAAUUAAUUCUUUUCAACAAUAAAAUCAUUAAAUCCAGAAAAAAUAAAAAAGCCUUUUGGUAUUACAAAUAUAUUCUAAUAAAAUUAUCAUAAAUGUAAUACACAGAAACUUUAAUUUUGAUUCAUAAUUUCAGAGAGUCAUUUUUUUAUUCUGAGGUAAACAAAUAAUUUGUUAGAGUUUAGAUAGUAAUAUCAUUUAUUUAACAACUUAAAUUGAUAAAUUUAAAAAGUGAAGUUUAUUAACUAUUAAAUUACAAUAUAACUAAAAAUUUUGAUUUAGAUAAACUCAAUUCAAAUUCUUUUAUUAAUUACAAAGUUCAAAUAUAAAAAAGCUAAAAUUAAAUUAUGAAAAUCUUCUAAGAAAAAGAAGCUCUUUAUAUACAGCUUUUAGAAGGCAAAUCUUCAAAAAUUAAUAGUAUUUUUAAUAAAAGUUACAAAAUCCUUGAAGAUUCCUUAUAAAUAUAAUAAGAUUUAAGAUUAGAAUUAAUAAACUCAAAAACUUAUCGAAUUCAUUAAUUAUUGACAAUGCUUUAUGUUGAAUUUUUCAAUAACAUAAUAUAGGCUGAAUUACUUAAAUAUUUUUAGCUUAAUAAUGAAGAAUUGAAAUAAAAUCCUUUAGAGAAUAUGGAUUUUCUUAAUCUAAAACUUGAAGAUAAUCUAAUAAAUACAUAAAUAAAAUAUUUUAGUUAAAGUCUUUUAAUAAGAUUAGGAUAUAAAGUUAAAGAUGAAUAAAAUUUUUAAUUUAAAAUGCUCUUUCCAGAUGCUUUUUAUGAAAUUCAUCAAAACUUAAUAAAACUUUUUUUAGAAAAUGGAGUUUGCAAAUAUUUAAACAAGAUAUCAGAUAUGUUAAUUAGAGGACAAGAUAAUAUUUAUUUUUAUUCUCAAUUUUAGUUAAAUAUUGAAAAUUCUUUAGUAUCAGAAUUAUCCUUUUAUGUUUUCUUGAAAAUAAACGAAGAUUAACCUAAUUCAAUAUUUAUAAACAAGUAGCAUUAAAUAAUAGGUUAUACAACCACAUUUUUGAAGUAUAUAAACAAAAAAAACAGUAAUUUAACAUCCAAAGCUUUAUUUUUAUUAGAAUUAACUAAAUUAAUUGAUUUUAAUAAGCAGCAUCUUAAAUAAAAGUUCAUGAAGGGAAGUUUUAUAAUAGAUUAAUCAUAAAUAAUUUUAGAAAUUGUUGAAAGAAAGAGUAUAUUAGAAUUACAGAUAUUAGAGGAAGAUUUAGAUUUUUUAUUAAAUUAGGAAAUAUUUAGCCAAGAAUAAAGUUAUCCAUGCAGUUUAGCACUUAAUUAAGAAUCCGUAGUCUUAAUUCCAAAUCAGUUAUUUUUGGAAGAUUUAAAUAGUCCUUUGUCUUAAGCUAAAAGAGAAAAACCUUAUUAAGAGUUAUUGUAAAGUGAGAUUAAAUAAUAUUAAACAAUGAAAAGUAGAGAAGUUAGUAAUGUAAAUAGUGAACUUAUUUAAGAGAAGCAGAAAAAUUCAAAAUAGAGUAUUAAAGAUUAAAAAGACGAAAUUGAUAACGAUUAAGCAUCAUCAAAAUUUUCUAGAGGUUUUUUAGAUAAUUCUAUAUUUUAUUAGAAAUAUAACAAGCUUAAUUCAUUUUUGUCUGAAAGUAAACGUAAUAGGUAAAUAACUAUUAUUUUAAUAUUAUUUCUAUUGGCUUUAUUUAUUAAUAUUAUAUUUUAGUUGAUAAAUUUGAUACAAUUUUUACCAUAAUAUAAGAAAGUUAAUGCUGAUGUAGAUAUGUUAACUUUGAAGGGGAAUUUUAUGGCUCCAAUUCAUAAUUGUGUUACAGCUCAAGUUUGUGUAGUAAAUUAUAUGCUGCUAGCCUUUUUAUUUAAAGAGAUUAGUUAAGAAUAAGCUUAUUCAAAAAUGUAAUUUGGUUUAGAUUCAAUAUUAAAAUCUUAUGACCAUUUGAAAGAAUCAUUUACAACUUAAUUAGACAAUUAAAAUCUUUAAGAAUUUUUUUAUGAUUAAGAAAUAUAAAUGUAUUAGUAAGAAAAUUUAAGUCUUGUUCCAAGAAAUAUAUCAUUAAAAUCUGCUUUGAUUUAUUAUUAGGAAGCCUAAUAUUUUACAACCAUAAUUGAUUAUUAUAAUGUAUUAUCAGUAAUUUCUUCUAGUGAAUUCGUUUAUUAUAUGGCUAAUAUAAUAGCAGUUGAUGAUUAUUUUGACUAUUUAAAUGAUGAAGUUUAAAUAUUUGUUGAUACCAGAAUUUAAAUAUUCGAAAGUGAUUAAACAAAGUUUUUUUUAAAAAUGGUAUUUUUGGAGGUGCUAAUAGUUAGUUUGGGAGUUUCCUUCAUUUUACAAAACUAGUACACACUCUCUGAUUUAUUUAGUUUAUUCACAAAUAUAAAUAUAUUUGCUCUUUAGAAGGAGAUUUUUAAAUUAUAAAAGUGGAUUUAAUUACUAAAUCAUGAUGACGCAUACUAAAUUUACAAUUUUGAGGUGAGUGUUUGGGAAAAAGAUGUUUCUAUUUAAUCAUUUCCAUAUAAUUUGAAAAUAAAUUUGAAUAGAAUAAUAAAACAGGAAUAUAAACCACCUAGAUUAGGAUUAAUUUUGGUAUUUUCUAUAAUUCUUAUAAUCUACUUGCUUCCAUAAUUAAUAUUACAGUCAUUGAACAGCAGUUUUUUCGAGAAAUAUUCAUAAAGCGCAGCUCUUUUGGUAAAAUUGUCUAAGUUAGGAUCUGCAGUGACAGCAGUUUAUGAGAUUCGAGAAAUAAAUUAUAUGAUUUCAGGGUAAUCUCCUUUUUUUGAUUUCUUUACUGAUUAAAAGCGUAUAGAAUAGAAUGUAAAAGUAGUAGAUGAGCUUGCAAAGAUAAACGAUUUUCUCACUUUUUAUUUGUUUUUUGAUUUGUAAAUAUAUAACAUAAUGAUUAGUGAUUCAUCAUUAACAGAUGAUGACUUUAUUUAAAAAUUUGAAAAUGUGUAGUCAUAGAAUUUAUGCAAUUUUAUCAUUCAUGUAAAUAAUAAUUAAUGAAUAAUGUUUAGUACAAUAAAAGUCUAGCUGAAGAACAUUGUAAUUUGAUAUAUGAUGGAGUGAUGAAGUUAGGAUUAAUAAAUACUUUGACUGAAAUAUACAGAUAGAUUAAUACAGAAUUUGAGAAUACAUAAGGAUUUCAAAUAAAAAACAGGAAUAAAUCUGGUGCUUUUGAGGAAGCUGAAAUAGGAUUAAUAGCAUCAGAUGCAGUUUUAUAUUUAUAAUCUGAAGUAUUUAAUGCGAUAGUGUUAAAGACUUCUGAAUUAAUUCAGGCUCAUUAAGUAUAAAAGAUAAGAUAAAUUAGAUUUUGAUUGGGAUAUACAUAAUAAUGAGUGUAAUUCUUCUGUUGAUUUUAGUGUAUUAUUAUUACCCUUAUCUAAUGAGAAGAACAAUGAUAGUGAAGAAUAUGAUAUUUUUAAUUCCUUAGUUGUAGUUUUAUUUGGAUCAAAAAUUUGAGACAGAUUUUAGGGUAUUAUAAAUGCAGAAUGUAUGAGAUGAUAAAAAU
Messenger RNA from Paramecium sonneborni, 4555 nucleotides. NCBI's taxonomy places the organism in Eukaryota, Ciliophora, Oligohymenophorea, Peniculida, Parameciidae. The record is from the annotation of a GenBank genome assembly.